UAAAAGUCAAAGAGACACAACUCUCUCGAGUCUCGACUACGACUAGUGGUGUUGGCAAAGCAGACAGAUAGGGAGGGAGGAGAAGGAAGGAGCAUUGAUAAGACCGGAACACGCUCGGAAGGAGCGACCGCCGAUCAGGAGGGCCAUGUGGGCGCUGUGGACUUGGCUCUUUUCUUUCUUCUUCAUUUUAGCUAUCCUUAUUAUCAUCGGUUUCCAGCUUGUGUGCUUGAUUGACCUAGAGUAUGAUUAUAUCAACCCAUAUGAUUCAGCAUCACGGAUAAACAGGGUUAUAUUGCCAGAGUUUAUUACUCAAGGAGUUCUAUGUUUCAUUCUUCUUAUAACAGGGCAUUGGCUUAUGUGUUUUUUGUCUCUCCCAUACCUAUAUUAUAAUGCGACAUCGUACUUGCAGGGAGAGCAUCUAGUAGAUGUAACCGAGAUCUAUAACCAGCUGAACAGGGAGAAAAAGAAACGCUUUGUCAAAAUCAUCUAUAUGAUUUGCCUAUUCAUAUUUUCUCUAUUUUGGUUGCUUUUCAACCUUGAGGAAGAGUAUGAUUAAUCAUGCACUGUAGCUCCUGCAAAACUUUGUGCAGUGUUCCAAUGAUGGAUAGGCCGAUAGAAAGACAUACUCUCAGGGAUGUGAAGUAGGAGGAAUGGUCUGUAAAAUUAACCGGAUUUUAACACCUAAAGAGUCAUUGUAUUUUUGUAUUGAUAGUAGUCAAUAGUCGCUCCACAUUUCACGCUUGCAUUCCUCCAUUUUUAUUCAUUAUAUAUCCCCCCUUCAUUGCCUUCGUAAAGCAGUACAGUAGCUGGGAGUGAUUGGCAGUUUGUUAAGAAUGGACCACAAUCAUUUGUUUUCAUGAGACUACUUUACAGUCAUUAUUUAUCAAAUGCCUUUUAUCUCUUUUUGGUUA
Messenger RNA from Ziziphus jujuba (common jujube), 911 nucleotides. Its product is annotated as protein cornichon homolog 4. Gene Ontology annotation, biological process: vesicle-mediated transport. Lineage: Eukaryota; Viridiplantae; Streptophyta; Magnoliopsida; Rosales; Rhamnaceae. The coding region runs from base 146 to 556 and encodes 136 amino acids. The record is from RefSeq and is a predicted model, not a curated record. The transcript is spliced from 5 exons.